ACCAAUCGCGAUCCUAAAACUCCUUACCCAAGAUACGCCCCUCUUUUUAUAUCCUGUAUCAGGAUUAGACGUCACGCCCCUUCGACCUCCUCUAGGGCCAAGGAUCCUUCUUGAAUAAAAUAAUUUCUUCAACUUCAUCUAUAAAUUAUUUAAUCCAUUGCCAAGCGUCAAUGUCUUCAGUUCGUAGAUUCACAAUGGCAGCCAUCUCCAAUUCCUUGUCCCUGAAGCACGGCCUCUCACUUUGGUGUCCUCAAACUGGGUCUCUCAAUCGACCUAACCGUUCUUCUUCAAUCACUUUCAGAUCCUUCUCGAGAUGCUACGCGGCUUUCGCUAAUGAAAAUCGGGAGUAUGUGAUUGUUGGGGGUGGAAAUGCCGCAGGAUAUGCUGCUCGAACUUUCGUCGAGCACGGCAUGGCGGAUGGACGUCUGUGUAUAGUGACUAAAGAGGCAUAUGCGCCUUACGAGCGUCCGGCUUUAACAAAAGGCUACCUAUUCCCGCCAGAUAAGAACCCCGCGCGCCUUCCUGGAUUUCACACUUGUGUUGGAUCCGGUGGUGAGAGGCAGACUCCAGAGUGGUAUGAGGAGAAAGGGAUAGAGAUGUUAUAUCAAGAUCCAGUAAAAAGCAUUGAUACUGAACAGCAAACAUUGACAACGAAUUCUGGAAAACUGCUUAAGUAUGGUUCACUUAUUAUUGCUACAGGAUCUACAGCCUCAAGAUUCCCAGAGAAAAUUGGGGGAAAUCUACCUGGUGUUCAUUACAUCCGUGAUGUUGCUGAUGCUGAUUCACUAGUUUCAUCAUUGGGGAAAGCACGCAAGGUAGUUAUUGUUGGAGGUGGUUAUAUAGGAAUGGAGGUUGCUGCUGCUGCUGUUGGCUGGCAGCUUGACACAACAAUUAUAUUUCCAGAGGAUCAUUUUUUGCAAAGACUGUUCACUCCUUCUCUUGCUCGAAGAUAUGAAGAACUCUACCAGAAGAAUGGUGUCAAAAUCUUAAAGGGUGCUUCUAUAAAAAACUUGGAAGCCGAUUCUAAUGGGCACGUAACUGCUGUGAAACUUGGAGAUGGAUCUACUAUAGAUGCAGAUACAGUUGUUGUGGGCAUUGGAGCAAAACCUGCAGUUAGCCCCUUCGAGAGGCUAGGUCUGAAUAAAGAUGUUGGUGGCAUACAGGUGGAUGGUCAGUUUCGGACAAGUAUUCCUGGAAUCUUUGCCAUUGGUGAUGUAGCAGCUUUCCCACUGAAGAUAUACAAUCGUGUUGCUCGAGUUGAACAUGUGGAUCAUGCUCGUCGCUCUGCACAUCAUUGUGUGAAAUCAUUACUCAGUGCACAAACCCACGCGUAUGAUUAUCUUCCAUACUUCUACUCAAGGGUGUUUGAAUAUGAAGGGAGCUCCAGGAAAGUUUGGUGGCAAUUUUUUGGAGACAAUGUUGGGGAAACAGUUGAAAUUGGGAAUUUCGAUCCUAAAAUUGCUACAUUCUGGAUUGAAUCUGGCAAGCUAAAAGGAGUCCUCCUUGAAAGUGGGAGCCCUGAGGAAUUUCAGCUGCUGCCCAAACUUGCCAGAAGUCAGCCUGUAGUUGAUAAAGCUAAACUUGAAAAGGCAUCUUCAGUGGAGGAGUCCCUAGCCAUUGUUGGGGCAUCCUUGGGUUGAAGCUGCAAUGUUCGUCCAAUUCUGGUGCAACAUCCAUUCUGUAUCCCAUCUUUUACGGCUGAUGCCAGUGAUUAUCAGCCAAUCAUACUGGGGAUCACUCCUUGAGGGAUGUGAUCUUUCAUGCCAAAUAUGUCAUUUGAGGGGACCUGACGCCGUGGGGCAUCUCCGAAAAUCCUUAAUAAUUGAGUCUUCCUGUUUUCAACGUCAUUUUUGUUCUUCAUAGCUGUUGAACGCUUACAGGGACACCAAAUUCCAAAUAAUGUAUAAUUUGCACAGUAUCUGUGAUCAGUUGGGCUCUAAUAUUAUCUAGUUGCCUCAUUAGCUGGGAACUAUUUCACA
Molecule: messenger RNA, 1979 nt
Organism: Neltuma alba
Lineage: Eukaryota; Viridiplantae; Streptophyta; Magnoliopsida; Fabales; Fabaceae
Product: monodehydroascorbate reductase, chloroplastic/mitochondrial-like
Exons: 17
Coding region: 171-1640 (489 amino acids)
Cellular component (GO): cytoplasm
Molecular function (GO): oxidoreductase activity, acting on NAD(P)H
Source: RefSeq, a predicted model, not a curated record